Molecule: messenger RNA, 1176 nt
Organism: Exophiala dermatitidis NIH/UT8656
Lineage: Eukaryota; Fungi; Ascomycota; Eurotiomycetes; Chaetothyriales; Herpotrichiellaceae
Product: UDP-N-acetyl-D-mannosamine 6-dehydrogenase
Exons: 1
Coding region: 1-1176 (391 amino acids)
Biological process (GO): polysaccharide biosynthetic process
Molecular function (GO): oxidoreductase activity, acting on the CH-OH group of donors, NAD or NADP as acceptor; oxidoreductase activity, acting on the CH-CH group of donors, NAD or NADP as acceptor; NAD binding
Source: RefSeq, a predicted model, not a curated record
AUGACUUCGAACAACUCGGGUUAUGUCUGCAUCGUUGGAGUUGGAUUUGUCGGCGAAUCCCUCCUUCGAGAAUUCAGCCACGUGCAUCCCACCAUGGGCUUCGACAUUUCAGAGAAUCGCAUCAAGGACCUUCGCAGCAAGUAUGCUGACCAGAAGGACCUUGUCCUCACCACCAAUGAGGCGGAUCUGAAGAAAGCCAACCAUUACCUCAUCUCUGUCCCAACUCUUCUCAAGGCAGACCACUCAGUCGACUUCUCACACUUGAAGUCUGCCCUCUCAACUGUCUUCCGCUAUGCACGCCCCGGAAACACCAUUGUCAUUGAGAGCAGUGUUUCCGUCGGCACCACUCGCCAACUCUUCCAGUCCACCCAGAAUGUCUUCCACUGCGGCAUGUCGCCAGAGCGUGUCGAUCCUGGACGCACGGUUCCUGCGGCCAAUGAGAUCCCCAAAGUCAUCUCAGGGCUCACCCCAGAUUCUCUCAAGGUCAUCACCGACCUUUACUCGAGCGUCUUCCACCAUGUCGUUCCUGUCUCAUGCCCUGAGGUGGCCGAGAUGUGCAAACUGUUCGAAAACUGCUAUCGCAUGAUCAACAUUGCCUACGUCAAUGAGAUCAGUGAUGCCUGCCGAAACUUGGGCAUUAACCCGAAUGAAGUCAUCGAUGCUGCUUCCACCAAGCCUUAUGGUUUCCAGACCUUCCGUCCAGGCUUGGGAGUUGGCGGCCACUGCAUUCCAGUCAACCCUUCCUACCUCAUGGUUACCUGCCCCAACCUGCCCGUCUUGGACCAGUCGACCACUCUCAUGAGAGAGCGUCCACGGAAGCUGGCUCGCGAGCUCCACGGCCAUAUCUCCUCGUCCAAACUGGGCUCGACCAACUUGAAACCACGUGUCCUCGUAAUUGGUCUCGGUUUCAAGCCUGGUCAGUCUGUGCUCUCCCACUCUCCAGGCAUCGACUUCGCCACCGAGCUCCAGAGGUUGGGUUGUGACCGGUUGGCGUUUUACGAUCCCUUGGUCGCUCAACAUGCUCUUCCAUUGAUGGAAAAGCUUGAGGACGACUCAUUCAACCCCAACGAGCUGGCUGCCGACUUUGACGCCGUUGUCAUCUGCUGUAGACAACAUGGUGUCGACUUCGACGUGCUUGACCAACUACCAUCUGAGAUGGUCUGGUCAUAUGACUGA